AAUUCACAUCAAAGCUAGCAUUGGUAUCCAAGCUCCAUGUCCGUGAUAUACAAGCCGUCGCACACUGUCCCUCUCCGUGAAACCCCCUAUUUUGAUUUCAUCCAGUUGCUGAGUCCCCCGGCUGAACGGUACAUCUAACAUAACAUCCAGUCCUUUGAUCGCUUUCUCUGACCCUCACGGUGAGAUCUAGACGGCACUCGCUGUCUCCCCGGCUCGGUCGAGAGCAACGCGCGAAGAAGAUCGAAGGUAGCUCGAUCUCGGCUCCGACGCAAUGCCAAUGGCGAAGAAGAACGAAGAGAGAGCGGCGGAGUGCUUCUUGAUCCGCGUUGCUCUCCUGUCGAGGCUCAGCCUUCUGAUUCUGAUCGCCUUUUGGCGCCUCCUCUUCGCCUCCUAUGACACAUCCGCCUCCCUCAGCCCUAGCUGCCUCAGUACCGCAGCCCGUGACCAACCGCCGGAAGCCGUACUUUGGCCCCGGCUAGGGGCAGCGAUUGAGGCCAGCGUCGUCUGGGAUGGUGUCUUCUUCCUCCGGAUCGCCCAGUGUGGCUACGAGUACGAGCAGGCGUAUGCCUUCCUCCCUCUUCUUCCCGCCUGCAUCGUCCUACUUUCUCGAUCCGUGUUUGCUCCUUUGGUACCGAUAAUUGGGUACAGAGCUGUGUUGGCGAUAUCAGGUUAUCUGUUGAACAAUCUUGCCUUUUUGCUUGCUGCAGUUUUCUUCUAUAGGGUAUCAGUUAUAGUCUUAAAAGACACAGCGUCUGCAUUAAGAGCAUCAGUUUUGUUCUGCUUUAACCCAGCAUCAAUUUUUUAUUCAUCAAUCUAUUCAGAGAGUCUAUAUGCCUUAUUUUCACUUGGGGGAAUAAACUAUGUAUUUUCUGGUGCAAAUACUGUGGCGAUCCUCCUGCUUGCACUCUCUGGUUCAGCUCGGUCAAAUGGAGCACUUAAUGCUGGUUAUUUCUGUUUUCAGGCACUGAGACACGCUUAUGAUGCUAUCAAUCAUAAAAAGAAGUUGCUCGCAGCACAGGCGAUUCUGAUUGGAGCCAUACAAUCUAUUUUAGUAUUUGUGCCAUUUCUGGCAUUCCAAGCAUAUGGAUACUUCACUAUCUGCUUAGGUGGUAAUUCAACUGAUUCGAGGCCUUGGUGCAAUGAGAGAGUCCCUCUUCUAUAUGGUUUUCUUCAAAGUCAUUACUGGGGAGUAGGUUUCCUUAGAUAUUUUCAAGUAAAACAGUUGCCUAAUUUUCUUCUCGCAUCUCCGACUCUAUCUCUGGCUAUUGGCUCAGUUGUUCUUUACUCAAAUUUACUAUAUGAAGCUUUUCAGCCAUUACAUAUGCACAAGAAAAAUGAUUUUACUCUUGUGUCAAAGUCAGUUGAAUCAAAUAAAAGUUCAGAUGCUCCCCAUGCUUCAGCAAAUGAUAUGUCUUAUGAUAAUGGUCAAGCUAAGAAGAAGAUUAAGCGGAGAAAGCAGCAAGAAAGAAAACAGAAAAUUUCAGUGUGUUCAGAAGAUCAUAAGUCUCCUGAUCAAAUUCUUCAUUCAAAAGAAGAAAUUGACUUGAUCUUAGUUCUUCCUUUUAUCUUGCAUCUGGCCUUUCUGACAUUCACCGCCUUCUUCGUGAUGCAUGUACAGGUGUCAACGCGCUUCUUGUCAGCCAGCCCUCCUAUAUACUGGUUUGCAUCUCACCUGUUAGUCUCAAACAGGGUCAACUCCAGAAGAGUGGGCUGCUUUAUCUGUGCUUACUUUGUCAGUUAUGUCCUCCUCGGCAGUUUGCUCUUCUCUAAUUUCUAUCCUUUCACUUGAAGAAGCAGCAGUACUGCAAUGGCUCUCUUUGAUUUUAUGUGCUUGACUGGAAAUUGUAGGCUCAUAUGAGUGACAGGCUACCUGGCUAGAGGCUCUAAGCUUAAAUUAAGCUAUGUCAUCUCGGAAGAAGCUUCUGGUGAUCAUUCUCAAGGGGGAAUUAGUGGUUCUGGUGCACUCCCUCAUGUUUACUUUCAAUACCCACCCCUGCGAUGCAAUGCUCCUGGAACACGACAUGACGAUGGGAAUAAGUUGCUUCUGGCACCAUUAUCUGACCAUGUUUUGUCCUGGAAAGUUGGUACAUCACAGUUGGAUCCUCCCAGUUCUGAUUUUGUUGGUGGAGGACCUGGUUUAUUCAUCAGAUAUUCCCUGAUGCAAAGUUAAUAGGGAUUCAUAGGUCUAAUCAUGAGAUACAAUUCAAGAAUAGAGAAUCCAGGCAGAUAUUUAGUCACAUAUGCAAAACUGACUCUUGAGAGAAUACUUGGAUUCUUUUGGACAGACAGCCCCUCCUGUGAUCUUAUCUUGAUUAAGACAAGUGGCAUAAACAUGCUGUCAUAUGAAGCUGAUAUGAAUACUCUUCGGUUGGUGGAGGCUAAACAAUUUAGUCUCAAUUGGUAUGUCUAUACUCAUGAAAGUCGGAUGGUUCUUCUUGCUUCUGGAAUGCAGUGCACUAUGUUCUAUGGGUUUCAGGUAACAUCUA
Molecule: messenger RNA, 2486 nt
Organism: Zingiber officinale
Lineage: Eukaryota; Viridiplantae; Streptophyta; Magnoliopsida; Zingiberales; Zingiberaceae
Product: GPI mannosyltransferase 2-like
Exons: 11
Coding region: 272-1789 (505 amino acids)
Biological process (GO): GPI anchor biosynthetic process
Cellular component (GO): endoplasmic reticulum membrane; mannosyltransferase complex
Molecular function (GO): GPI mannosyltransferase activity; alpha-1,6-mannosyltransferase activity
Source: RefSeq, a predicted model, not a curated record